ACGCGCUCCCUCCCUCCCGUCUCCGGGUCCCCCGCCCUUCCACUCACUCCGGCCCACUCCAGCGACGACUUUGAGGGAUUCCCUCUCCUAGCGGCCUCUGCAGCAGCACAUCUAGCCUCAUUCGGGACAACUAAGAGCAUGGAUCUCCAAGGAAGAGCCAUUCUCGGCGCCCACAGACUUCGAGUGCUUCUGAUGUUUUUCUAUACAGUGGCUCGAAUCAUGGCAGAACAAGAAGUGGAAAAUCUUUCAGGCCUUUCCACUAACCCUGAAAAAGAUAUAUUUGUGGUGCGGGAAAAUGGGACAACAUGUCUCAUGGCAGAGUUUGCAGCCAAAUUUAUUGUACCUUAUGAUGCUUGGGCCAGCAAUUAUGUCGAUCUGAUCACAGAACAGGCUGACAUCUCAUUGACCCGGGGAGCUGAAGUGAAGGGCCACUGUGGUCACAACGAGUCGGAGCUGCAGGUGUUCUGGGUGGAUCGUGCAUAUGCACUGAAAAUGCUGUUUGUAAAGGAAAGCCACAACACUUCCAUGGGACCCGAGGCGACCUGGAGGCUGAGCAAGGUGCAGUUUGUUUAUGACUCUUCUGAGAAGACCCACUUUAAAGACGCAGUCAGUGCUGGGAAGCACACAGCCAACUCGCACCACCUCUCUGCCUUGGUCACCCCAGCUGGGAAGUCCUAUGAGUGUCAGGCUCAGCAGACCAUUUCUCUGGCUUCCAGCGAUCCACAGAAGACUGUUACCAUGAUCCUGUCAGCCGUUCACAUCCAACCCUUUGACAUCAUCUCAGAUUUUGUCUUCAGUGAAGAGCAUAAAUGUCCAGUGGAUGAGCGAGAACAGUUGGAAGAAACCUUGCCCCUGGUUUUGGGACUUAUCUUGGGCCUUGUCAUUGUGGUAACGCUCGUAAUUUACCACAUCCACCACAAAAUGACUGCUAAUCAGGUGCAGAUUCCUAGGGACAGAUCCCAGUACAAGCACAUGGGCUAGGGCCCAUUAGGUAGGCAGCCCUCAAGCCCUGUCCCCCAACUGGAUCAAGUAGAAAAACAAAAGCACUUUCCACCUUGUACACAGGAAACACCAACAUAGCUACACUCCAACAGUCCUGGGCAUCUGAGGCUUGCUUGACCUGCGUCCAUGCUUACACCCAGGAAUGGGGGUUCUUUGGAUUCAUAGGACAAAAUGACAGUUGCUUUCUCCAUGCUGGAAAUUAAGGGGGAAGGAGGGCAGCCAACUUUUAUACUCAUGAUGGCUUGGAUUUGAUUCCUAAGGAGCAAAAAUACCACUUGGAGAGGUAUCUGGCCCUGAAGUUUGGGGUUCAGAAACACACCUUUCUUUUGGGAAGAAAUCUUUGGGAAGAUUCCUCUUUAGAUUCAGAGGGGUAGGGGGUGCUAUGCUCCCUGGUCUCAGCUGGCUUAUCUAUACAGUUUUCAAUGCACACAAAAUACAACCUCAUGUUCCCUGCAGCAAGACCCCUGAAAGUGACCCAUGCUUCUGGCUGGCGUUCUGCAUGUCUAGUGAUUGUCUUGGGAAUGUUCCACUGCUACCUGUACCAGUGACUUUGCAGCACAAGAACCUGUUAAAUGUAACUAUGCAUAUCUGUUUGGAUUCAUGUGUGUCAGGUCCGAGUAAGGGGACCUGAAGAAUCAAUCCGUGUGAGUUUGUUUUCAAAAAUGAAUUAAAACACACCACUCUCUGG
Castor canadensis (American beaver) is the source of this 1690-nucleotide messenger RNA. RefSeq names its product lysosomal associated membrane protein family member 5 (gene Lamp5). Gene Ontology annotation, cellular component: late endosome membrane; plasma membrane; lysosomal membrane. The record is from RefSeq and is a predicted model, not a curated record. Lineage: Eukaryota; Metazoa; Chordata; Mammalia; Rodentia; Castoridae. Gene Ontology annotation, biological process: establishment of protein localization to organelle.